AUGGCAACGUUGCGGUGGCCGUGCAAUCCGGAUGUGCGCACUGAGUACAAUACUUUGUCUCUGGCGCUUCGCGACUUGCCGGAUCUCCCGGCAUUGCACAUAUGUAAUCUCGCCAUUGCCGCAGUCGCACCUGAAGCAGGCGAUCUUCUGCUGAAGCGCCUGACAGACCCGGAAGAACUGGAGAGAGUGGUGGAGAGCACACCUGCCGAUCGAGGUUGGGCCUUCGCGCAAUUGACCAUCUUGCGCAUGUCCUUUCGUCCUAAUCACGAUGAUCCUGCGCCGCCUGCAGCAUUGAAGGGACAUCAAGGGCGUUUGCUGGAAGCGUUUGCAGCUCUGACGCGGCUCUUGGAGGCCCUCAAUGUCGCGGUGCCGCCUCGCGAGAUUAUAGCAUUGCCCGUCCCGUCGGAUGAGGAGGGAUAA
Messenger RNA from Symbiodinium sp. CCMP2592, 420 nucleotides. NCBI's taxonomy places the organism in Eukaryota, Dinophyceae, Suessiales, Symbiodiniaceae. The record is from the annotation of a GenBank genome assembly.